Chaetomium globosum CBS 148.51 is the source of this 870-nucleotide messenger RNA. RefSeq lists its product as uncharacterized. The transcript has 3 exons. The record is from RefSeq and is a predicted model, not a curated record. NCBI's taxonomy places the organism in Eukaryota, Fungi, Ascomycota, Sordariomycetes, Sordariales, Chaetomiaceae. The coding region runs from base 1 to 870 and encodes 289 amino acids.
AUGGUUGCCAUAUUCUUGACCAAGAGCUUCUUGCUCUUGGCUCUCGGCUUCUCCCAGCAAGUCAUUGCUGAGUGUACUCAGAGCAUCACGGCCAAGCAGGGAGAUACGUGUGCUAGUAUCUCAUCCCAAGUCGGCAUCACGGUUACCGACUUUCUCAGGUCCAACCCAUCCGUUACCAGCUGCUCACUAGUUGCCGGGCAAAGUUACUGUGUAAAGGGGACAGCUGACAGUGGAACGCCGCCCCAGACCUCAACCCCGGCGGGACUCGUGAUACGGAGACUGCUGUUCGGCCCACGGCUAUUGCGGCAGCACCAGCGACUACUGCGGCGACGGCUGUCAGGGCGCGUUUGGAAACUGCGGUUCCGGCUCCGGCGAGCCGUCCCAGUCUCCCGGCGGCUCCCAUCACCAUCACGGUCACCAGCAUCGCAGACUUCAGUCAUCACAUUCCACCGUCACCCCAAGCGCGCGCCACCCGCCACCGUCACGCAGACACAAACAUCCACCGUCACACAACCGCGCGCCACCACCACCACCACCGUCACGCGCACCCUCGGCGGCGGCGGGACCGUAACCACGACCGUCUCGGUGCCCGCCACCAUCACCUCCGUCGUGCGGCUGACGACGGUGGUGACCAGCGUGCGGACCUCGGUCAGCGUCAGCACGUCGGUCAGCACCCGCACCGUCACCGUCACCUCCCUCGUCGUCGACACCAUCACCAGCAUCGAGACCUCCACCCGCCUGGUCACCUCGGGCGUGUGCGCCACCAAGACGACCACCGGCAAGCCGACGACCACGGCGCCCCCGGAGGGCAGGCCCACGCUGCCCGGCACGCCGAUGCAUUGGUACAUUCUGGGCUACGGAGGGAGAUGA